Molecule: messenger RNA, 3150 nt
Organism: Ogataea haglerorum
Lineage: Eukaryota; Fungi; Ascomycota; Pichiomycetes; Pichiales; Pichiaceae
Exons: 1
Coding region: 1-3150 (1049 amino acids)
Biological process (GO): regulation of transcription by RNA polymerase II
Cellular component (GO): nucleus
Molecular function (GO): DNA-binding transcription activator activity, RNA polymerase II-specific; RNA polymerase II cis-regulatory region sequence-specific DNA binding
Source: RefSeq, a predicted model, not a curated record
AUGAUGUAUUCCAUGAAGAAGUCUUUAGAGAAGAUUAGCGAAAUACGGCUUGUUGAUCAGCGUGAUACCGAAGAUAGUGAGAUUGAUCUUCGUUCUGAUGCAUUCAAGAUCUUUAAGCAAUUCUUGCUGCAUGAUCGAAGAUAUGAAAACUUUAGCUUUGAGGAAGUCUAUAUUUCGGAUUAUGAUGAUAUUGUGAAACUCAACUGCUGGAAGGGGCUGAAAAUAGAUCUCUCAAAAAUUGAACAUUUUACGCACGUUUGGAACAAGGUGACAACCCUUGUGAUUGAUGGUGAUACAAACAUUGAUUUAAUUGAGAACUAUGAUUUAUCAUCCAUAUUGCAGCUUGAGAUUGUUGGACCAUUAAAAACUUCUACAAACAUUCAAAAGAUACUAGAAUUAUGCACCAAUAUUCGAAAUCUGGUUUACCAGGAUCUUACAUUGGAUGAAACUUCAAAAGAGAGUGUUGUUCUAUGCCCAAAUAAUGGACAGACAGAGUUUGACCUGCGGCUCGAUAGCUCCAUCAGUAUUGAACUCUUGAAUGAAAUCGGACUGCCCAACGUCAAAAAAUUGAACCUUACUUUGGCUGAUGAAGAUUCUGGAGCCUUUGAUCUAAAUCAACUUUUAGCCAGUUUGGUUUCAGUGGAGGCUAUCACUGUUAACGCUCUGUUGAAGUUCUCUUAUCAGCUGAUAACUCUCUUCUCAGUGAGCUCAAAAGUACAGUAUUUGAACUUCUCACAUUGUGAGUUUGAUAACUGCGACUUCUCAACUCUGUAUCGACUACGGGAGCUGGUUUUACUUGACUGCGUCAUCGAUUCAAAGCAACUAAACACUUUGAGGAACCUGUCUCAAAUUUCCUCUUUGAUACUCAUCAAUUGCCAGAUAAACUGGAAUCACUUUUGGGAGCUUCCACUAAAUUUGGUCAGCAUCAUUGUUCACAAUAAUGACUAUGAAAGUUGUAAAGAUCUGAUCUUUUUAAAUCAAACUCGAAAGUGCAACAGCGAAAUGCACCGUUACAGUCGGAGUUUAAGCGUUGACCUAAAUUCUGUUAAAUUUCAAGUUAACUCUCAAUUAGACAGCAUCUUGUCAAUAGGAAAACUCAAUACAGUCACUGUGAAAAUGCCCCAAGUCGAUACAGCUGAAGUUGAGCUGGUCUCGAUUCCCAACUUCAACAGUUUUGAUUUUAGCUUCUUCGAUUUAGGAGACAUUCAAAUACCUGAAAUGGUCAUCAAACUGUAUUCAUUUGGUAACACUUUCCAUAAGCCAAGAAACAUUCCGGCCAAUAUCCGCUUUGAAUUCAAAUACUACAAUUUCAAUUUGUUGGAUUUCACUGGACUCAAGCAACCCACGGACUCAAAAUUCGAAUUGGAAUUUGCGGACAUCAAUGAAAUAUCUGAUUAUGAUUCUCAUGGACAGCGCAUUGACAAUGGCUUUUACGAUUCUUCUGACUCUUCAAACAGUGAAAGUGAAGAAAAUCUUGACCAGAAUAAAUCUCAUCAGACAAGAUCUAGAAGACUGCGCUCCACUCGGAAUCAUAGAAAGCCCCACUCCGACGAUGAAAUCACUGAGAACAGCGAAGAAGAAGAGAAGAGAAGAAGCAAACUGAUCAGUACUGUAAUCUCGUCAAAAAAUAUCAAGCCCUCGAACAAUCCGAAGGACGCUGACAAACCUUUUGAAUGCGAAUUCUGCUCAAGGGCAUUUAAAAGAAAGGAGCAUUUGAGAAGACACUCAUUGACACAUACAAAUUAUAGACCUCAUGUCUGUUCUAACUGCGAGCGUGGAUUCAGAAGAUCAGAUAAUUUGAAAAAUCACGAGAAACGUUGCCUGGCCUCAGGAAAAGCCGGCGGUAGUGGUUAUAAGUUACGAAAUGAUCCAAAUCGACUCGAUGCCGAAGAAAUUGAAAGAGUCAAAAGUAUUGAAUUGGCCAAGAAAGAGAAGCUCAAAAAGUUGAAAGAAAUGGGCAAGAGCAUUAAAUUGGCAGAGUUUUAUGAUUCUGAUAGAUACCAGAGCCCGGUAAGCCAACGCAGGUCUGACUCACUGUCUUCAUUAUCCGACAAUAUGGGUAACCGCUCUGACCAUGGCGAUGAGAAACACGACAUUAACCAUCACACCUUUGAUGGAGACCUAUAUCGCCCCAAAGCCGAAGUAUCUAGACAUGGCCGGCGAAGUCUUGGUGCAGCCUUGGAGACCCCUCCUGCGACAGCAAAUGAACCGGCACAGCAAUCUGGAGAUAUGCUAACCACAGAAUCUAACUACAGAGUAAGACACACGCAGAAUUCAAAAAGGUCGCAUUCGUCGACUCGAUUCUUAGAUUCAGCUAUGCUGAACCCAUUCACCGAUAGUGAUGUAACGAGAGUUGAUCCAAGCGAGCAAAUGGAACCUAAAACUGAAGACAGCGAAACAAACUUACUGGGAGAUGAUGUAGCUGAUGAGGAAGCAGAUGAUGAUUCGAUCUUCACACACCCGAAAUUUGACACUGGUGAUCCAAUUAGAUUGUCAAUCAAGCAGCAAGUGAGCCAAGAGUUUGCCCGUUGCGAGUUGAUGCCCAAUAAUACCUAUAAAUGCUCUAAAUGUUUUCAAUUGUUUACCAAAAGAGGUAAUCUGAGACGACAUUUAGUAAUCCAUUUCAAUCUGAGACCCUACAUUUGUGAAUGCGGUAAAUCAUUCAAAAGAUCGGACAAUUACAAGAAGCAUGCCAGCCGGUGUAAAACAAUUAUUUGCAAACGUCAGAAGGUUGGGGAAUCGAAAGAAAUAAUAGCGAAAUCACAAUCAAUUAGGUUUACCGAGACAACAGAAUCGGCGCAUGGGAAGAGCAAUCAUGAUUUGGACCCACCGUCUUUGCUACCAACUUCGAGCAACACACACUUCGGAAAAGUAAAAUAUGGAGAAGACGAGACUGUGAAUCAAAAUGACGUUUCUGAAGAGAGUGAUGACGAUACUCAUGUUUCUGUAAAGGCCGACGAAAGAAAAUUCGAAUGUAAUUUUUGUCAAAAGAAGUUCAAACGGAAGUAUCAUUUGAAUAGGCACUUGAUCGUUCAUCAAAAUGAUAAUAUGCGACCAUUCAGUUGCCUCAAAUGCGGUACUGCAUUCAAGCGAAAUGACCUACUGGAGAAGCAUAUUUUUUACAAUAAAUGUAGACAAGCGGCUACAUAA